This is a messenger RNA of Nicrophorus vespilloides, 1797 nucleotides long. RefSeq names its product mini-chromosome maintenance complex-binding protein. The transcript has 8 exons. Gene Ontology annotation, molecular function: chromatin binding. Gene Ontology annotation, biological process: DNA-templated DNA replication. The coding region runs from base 81 to 1757 and encodes 558 amino acids. Lineage: Eukaryota; Metazoa; Arthropoda; Insecta; Coleoptera; Silphidae. The record is from RefSeq and is a predicted model, not a curated record.
GGCGGCAAAGUUAUUUAACCUUAAGUACUGUGUUGUUGCUGAUCACUUCCUGCACAUUUUUUUAGAUAUUAUAAAUUAAUAUGGAUAUAACGAGUUUAAAUAGAAAUUUCUGGCUGGAGAAUGAGCCUGAUUGCUUGGAAUUAUUGAAUAGCAAUUGGGAAAAGGUUCCUCUCCUGAAUUGCAAUGAUGCACAGCGUUUGCAAAGUGGCAAAUUGGUCAGAUUCAGAGGAAUGAUCCAAGACAUGUACAACCCUGAAUAUUAUUUGGAAAAGUGCAUGGUUGUAAAUAAAAACUCAGCAGAGUUAAAUGUUAUCAAUGGUAAAUAUAUUGAGUCCAUCCCAUGCAAGGAAAACGAAAUAAUGGAUCAUGAUAGCCCAAGUAAUGUUACCAGUGAGAGGCAGACAUUUGUUAUGAUCAGUGCUCCAGGCUUAAAUGAAUGGGCAAUAGAGAUGGAAAGCAUUAAUAAUAAAAUGGAUUUUCAAAGUGCCAUGCAAUCUGUAUCUUGCAAUUCCAAGAGAACCUUGGAUGAGGAUGAAAAAGAACUUGAAGUAGUUAAUUCACCAACUAAAAAACAGUGUUCGAGUAAACCCGCUCCAGCGCCAAACUCGAGUGUUUCUCAAGAACAUCUAUUGAAUUUUCCUCUUCCAAAUAGCUCUGGAAAGGCAUGCCACAUUAAAAUCUAUGAUAAAUCUGAUACAAUUAAGUUGAAUGACUUGAUUGAAGUUGUGGGUUUUCUGUGUGUUGAUCCUAUUAUCACGGAUUCAGAGGACGAUGUCGAAACGCAGACGCAUAAUCCACCAACAUCUCUGAUACCUAGAAUACAUUGUGUUCACUUCAAGUCUUUCACAAAACAUAAUUACAUGGGCAACUGCGUUUUAAGCAAACCAAUGGGUGUUGUUUUCAACGAAAUGUUAACAGUACUGACUCAAUUGUUAUUAGGAGAUUCUUUUGCUGCAGAGUAUCUCAUUUACAAUUUAAUUUCUGAAGUAUACAGUAGGCAGGAUUUUCUGCCAUUGGGUAAAUUUUGCUUAAAUCUUUCUAAUAUUCCGGUAGAAACGGUGAAUUUCGGAGAGGAAAUUUAUAAAAUCAUUGCAGAAAUAGUCCCGAAAAGCUAUUAUUUAUCCAUGACUUUGGAAAAUAUGAAUGAUCUUACAUUUAUUCCAAAGAAAGAUUAUGAUAGCAACAGAUUAACCAGUGGCAUUUUACAAUUAAGUGCGAAUACACAUUUGGUGCUUGAUGAGACCAAACUAUCUACUGGGAAAUUAAAUGAAGCUGGAGUGAGGGCUGUGAAUACAAUAGCAAACGCCAUUAAGAGUCAAACGAUGGAAUACGAUUUUGGAUACUACAAGAUGGAUUAUGAAUGUAAUAUUGCGUUUCUGAUUAUAUCAGAGGGAAAGUCUAUGUUGCCAAGUGAUUUCCACGUCCCUCUGAAACCUGUAAAUGAAUGCGUCCAAACAUUUGGGGAAAUUGUAGAUGCAGCGAAAGUGUACCUGAAUACUCAUCUCAAAGAAUUCAGGAUGUACUUAGACGUUGCGAGACGCAACAAAUACGAAUUAUGUCAAGAUAUUCAAGAGUCAAUUCAAACGGAAUUUGUAAAUAUGAGACAAAUCGCAAAUGCAACCAUCGAAAAUCUGCACAGUCUUUUAGUUUUGGCCAGGUUGAUUUGCUUGUCACAAGGAAAAGAGGCGCUCGAUGAACCUUCCUGGAGAAGAGCUUGCGAAUUGGAAACUGAGAGGCGUAUCAGGACAUCACAUUGAAUAAGAUAUUGUUAAUUAAGAACUCUUUCAUUAAAUUUAA